Messenger RNA from Aspergillus nomiae NRRL 13137, 606 nucleotides. RefSeq names its product protein kinase domain protein. NCBI's taxonomy places the organism in Eukaryota, Fungi, Ascomycota, Eurotiomycetes, Eurotiales, Aspergillaceae. Gene Ontology annotation, biological process: peptidyl-threonine phosphorylation; peptidyl-serine phosphorylation. Gene Ontology annotation, cellular component: cytoplasm. The record is from RefSeq and is a predicted model, not a curated record. The transcript is spliced from 2 exons. Gene Ontology annotation, molecular function: protein tyrosine kinase activity; ATP binding; protein serine/threonine kinase activity. Bases 1 to 606 code for a protein of 201 amino acids.
AUGUUUGAACUCGCUGAUGAUUCGGUCUUCAUCAAGUUUGAACAGGACGAACUCCAGAAUCCUUCUCCGAGGAAAGAGUUAGAUGGGAGAGCAAUUUAUUUAUCCAGGGACCUCGAAAUGAUCCCUGGGAAACUAGGCGCCCCCGUUCUAUGUGACUUUGGCUCGGCUAUGUUGGGUGGUGUAGAACAUCUAGAAGAUGUACAGCCUGAUAUCUACCGAGCGCCAGAGGCGCGUUUAACCUUGUUGCAGAUCUGGAACAUCUUCGAAGGGGGUUCGUUAUUCACAGGCCAUGACCCUGAAUUCCAAAAAUACCGGAGUAGGGCGCAUCUGGCGGAGAUGAUAAAUCUCCUUGGCCCUCCCCAACCCGGCCUUCUUGCCCGGGGCAAGCAAGGUCACAAGUUCUUCUCAGACACGGGCGAAUUUCAUGAGCCAACUUUGUUGCAAGAUCUCACUCCGCUCGAGCAGAGGGAAACAACCCUUGAAGGCGAGGAUAAGGAGAGCUUUUUACGUAUGAUGCGAAGGAUGUUGCAGUGGGAGCCGGAGAAGCGUAGCUCUGCAAAAGAGUUUGCGGAGGAUGAGUGGAUUUUGAAGCAAAUCGGCCUAUAA